Messenger RNA from Corylus avellana, 1236 nucleotides. It is a transcript of the gene MYB46, whose product is annotated as myb domain protein 46. NCBI's taxonomy places the organism in Eukaryota, Viridiplantae, Streptophyta, Magnoliopsida, Fagales, Betulaceae. The record is from RefSeq and is a predicted model, not a curated record.
UUGAUUAUACCGGAGGAUAUCCGCCAUCCAUCCACCAUCCACGGCCUCUCAAAAUGAGGAAGCCAGAGCCCUCCUCAGGCGCAGCCGCCGGGAAUAAAGACAACAACAACAACAAGCUAAGGAAGGGGUUGUGGUCGCCGGAGGAGGAUGACAAGCUCAUGAAUUACAUGCUCAACAAUGGACAAGGUUGUUGGAGUGAUGUCGCCAGAAAUGCCGGCCUCCAGAGGUGCGGGAAGAGCUGUCGCCUUCGUUGGAUUAAUUACCUCAGGCCUGACCUUAAGCGAGGCGCCUUCUCUUCCCAAGAAGAAUCCCUCAUCAUCCAUUUGCACUCCCUUCUUGGCAACAGGUGGUCUCAAAUUGCUGCACGCUUGCCUGGACGCACGGACAACGAGAUAAAGAACUUCUGGAAUUCAACAAUAAAGAAAAGGCUAAAGAACUUGACGUCAUCCAUACCAUCUCCAAACACAAGCGACUCAUCAUCGCCUAAAGAUCAUGUUAUGGGGGGAUCACAAGGCAUCAUCAUGCCCAUGUACAUGGAUUCAUCAUCAUCAUCAUCUGCCAUGGCCAUGAACCACAUGAUUAAUGAUCCAAUAUCGUCGCAUGUGCUCGAGCAUGGCUUGAACAUGUCAAGUAAUGGGUAUCUUAAUGCAGUUCCCCAAUACAUGACUCAUCAUCAUCAUCAUCAUCAUCAGAUUGGUGUAUGUGGAGAUCAUAGCUUUCAUGGCGGAAAUGGGGUUUUUGGGUUAGAUGGGGAGAUGUUUGUUCCUCCAUUAGAGAGUGUGAGCAUUGAAGAAAAAGCAAAAAGUACUGAAACUAACGGAUACAAGAAGGCAACGAGUAAUACCACCAUGAAUAACAGAACAGAAAACCUAUCUCGGAUUGGAAAUUAUUGGGAAGUAGAUGAGCUUAGAAUGGGGGAAUGGGAUUUGGAGGAGUUGAUGAACGAUGUUCCCUCCUUCGCUUUCCUUGAUUUCCAAGUUCAGUAAUCCAUUGGGGGAUCGACCCACCUCCCAAAUAUUUUCCUUUUUUUUUUUUUUUUUUUUUAAUAUGUAUAUUUUUUUUUAUGUGAAACUCUUAAUUAGCUCUUCCCUUUCAUAGAUAUUCUCCCAAUAUCCAAACCCUUCUUAAUUAGGAAAGUAAGAAAAAAAAAAAAAGCAUUGUUUAUAACAACCUAGUACUCUAUAGCUUUUGUUGUUUGCCUUUACAAUUACACAGUUUUUCUUUUGCUGUACUGCA